AUGAAACUCUCCCAAAUACUGAAACCUGAGAAUGAAGAAGACAAAAAACAACAGCAACUGCUGAUUAUUUUGCUCUUGAUGGGGGCUGGAUAUUAUUUUUUGGUUUAUUUACCGCAAGAAGAAAUAAAGAAAUUAGAAAUGGAAAUCCAAACUGACAUUAACAAAUUAAAGGACAUUAAGUCUCAAGAAUACAGUAGCCAUUUGACAAAAUUGCAAAUGGAGCAAAUUCGUUAUGGUCAAGAGUUGUUGGAAGAGACCCAAAGAGACACAGAAGAAAAAAAACGAAAAGCAGAAGAAGCGGCAAAAAAUAAAAAACUUCAUUGA
Molecule: messenger RNA, 324 nt
Organism: Ambispora leptoticha
Lineage: Eukaryota; Fungi; Glomeromycota; Glomeromycetes; Archaeosporales; Ambisporaceae
Source: the annotation of a GenBank genome assembly